Messenger RNA from Agrilus planipennis (emerald ash borer), 6516 nucleotides. RefSeq lists its product as uncharacterized. Lineage: Eukaryota; Metazoa; Arthropoda; Insecta; Coleoptera; Buprestidae. The transcript has 2 exons. Bases 204 to 6359 code for a protein of 2051 amino acids. The record is from RefSeq and is a predicted model, not a curated record.
UCUACGAAGACUUUCUUUCUUGCAGACCUCUGGUAACAAUCUACAACUUGCAGUUGUUUUAUUACGUUCAACCGGAUCUUUGCCUCAACAGCAUAACAUAUCUUUGAAGCGGUGUCUGAUACUAUUCGGAUUGUGUGGAAGUGAUGUUGCAGAUUUAAUCAGUGCACAAAAAUCUAAGUGGCGAAUACGUUACAGUAUAAAAAAUGAUAGUAACGGAAUAUGCAAGAAUUACAACUCUCCUACUACUCUUCUGUACAUCUAUCAAAUCUAGUCAUUCACAGAGAGCUUACGAUAAGGGCGACUGGAUUCCACUCAUUUCUUCUUGUCCGACAUGCCAAUCAAAAGAAUUAACAGAAAGUCGCAAAAUAGUGAAAAAAGAAGCCACUGGACGAGUUCUAAACAUAGGGCAAGAUGGCCACCCAAAUCACCUUGUUAAUAACGAUAAAUUCGUACCAUUUAGCGGAGAUCAAAACUUUCGAUUAGAAGAAGCUGAUUCAUACGAAGAUUUUCGUAAUUACUAUAAUUUCAACACACCAGGCCAGAGGCAUCAAGAAAGUUUGCAAAAUACUGAUAGUUAUGUACAAGAAACAAGUAAACGUCAGCAUUUGCUGGCGCAAAAAGUGUUGGAACCAUUAUUUUUAAACCAAGAGUUACAGCCUCCAAAGUCUACUUCUGUGGAUAGUCAAGAGCAGAGAAACAACCUGCACACAUCAAAUUCUAAAGAACAAAGUUAUCAUAAUUCACCACGAUUUAUUCAAUAUUCAAAUAAUCAGUUGCAAUCAUCAAAUGCAGGCGACAACAUUCCUCCUGUUAGAUUUAAUUUACUUCAGUCAAAUAUCCAAUCUACACAGCAUUCUUCAGAAACCCCUAAAUUAGAAAAUAUUCCAAAAUUUUCGGGAGGAAUUGACAAUGACGACAUUAAAAGUAAUGAUAAUCAGCGUGAUCAAUAUUCAUCUGAGCGCCACAAUUAUAGUAGCCCUCCAUUCACAAAUUCGCCUACUUUUUCAGAAGCGAGUGCCUUGGUCGAUAAAAAAAUCGAUGGAAAUAGAUCUCCGGGGACUUUCCAGUUUAACCCCCAAUCUCCAUUAAAUGAAAAUACGGAAUUAAGUAAUAUCCCCAAUCCAUUAUCUUCAUUAGCUAAAGUAUCCGAUAUUCGGCCACAGGGAGAGAGCGUUGCAUUUCAAUUACAAAAUAGAUUUUCAGAAAGUCCUGGUAUUCCUUUAUUAAAGUCGUUUUCGAACUCAGAUGUGAAUCCUAAUUUUUCGCCUCCACAAAUACGAAACAUGAUACAGGACGUCAAUGCUGGGUUACAACCUGAACUCCCCCAAGUUGAUAAGGCAACACCAUCACUAUAUCAGCAAGAAAUAACAGCUAGAAUACACACAAGCAAAGGUAAUGCACCUGUUGAGAUAACAACCCCCAUAAGUCAGCCUAAUAGGGAAAGCGUGGAAUUACUUUACGUUCCAGUUCAAUACUUAAACAAGCAUCAAGAACAGCCAAAACACUUUUCUACUUCUGAAUAUAAACCACGUUCAUCAUUUCCACAAAAUCGACAAUCAGGCAUUUUAAACGAACCAAAUAAUCAUUUUCAAAAAACUUCAGCAGAGCCAUUUAAACAGGCCCAACAAAUGGAAGGAAUUGAAAAUGAUUUUGCUAGUCAAGCAUUAGGAGCGCUUAAACUUCAACAACAGCUUCAUUCUGGAGAAAUACCAAUUACAUCCCCACCUGUUAACAACCUCAUUUCUUCGACUACGAAAUCAGUGAAAAAGAAGAAAUCACACCAACCUCCUUUAGCAGUUUACAUGGAAAAUGAUGGAAAUGUUAAAGUAACUGACGUUUUGAACUUGCUAAAAAGUUCGAGAACUAUUACAGUACAGGAUACAGUUGGCCCAGACACGCCCCCAGUUUUUGUAGGGCCAUAUGACUUAGAUACUCCAGAGGGGUAUGCAAAAUUUGACCUACCGUAUUUAUCAUCCCUUGAUGCUAAUCAAAUUGAAACUAAAGCAGAUGAGUUUCCAUUCUUUGUUGCUCCAAUCAAUUAUAGGGCACCCGAAGGUUAUUCAAAGAUUCCACUUCCAUCUCCACAUGUUGGAAGCAUUGUUCUCUCUGAAAAGAAGAAAGGCACCUCUUCAAAAGCAUCGCAAAAUGCGUUCGCAGGUGUUCCUAGUAGAGAUGUAUUGGAACAUAAACAACAUUACAGAGAUACUCUAGACCAGCCUAACUAUCAAUCUAAGUUAUUACCAUCAAGUAUAGAAACGCCAUUAUCAAUAAGACAGACUACGGAUCAUAAUGACUAUAAUCAGCUUAAUAAUCAUUUCUUACACCCGAACCAACGCAUCCCUAGUCCGCAAUCAAAAUUUGAAGAGGAAUACAAUAGAAUUAAUAACAUUUACAGAACUACGCCUAAACCUGAGAUAAGUCAAUUUGUUAUUACAACUUCUACCUCAUCUCCUCCUAGAGAGCAACAGCAAUACGUUUUCAACCCACAGACUGGGUUUAUAGAGCAAAUUCCACAAACUCAAUCAUUUACAGAUCAGCAGCGUCCAGUGCAGGGGAAUAAUUUUUUGGCAGGAUCAAGGGGUGAAUUGGUACAUUCAUUUCCAUCCAGAGAAAAUCCUCCAAUGGGGGAUAUACCUGAACACAGACAAGCUUCCACUAAAUCUCAAGAAAAUAUUCCCUCUAGAUCUCGACUAUCGGAAACCCCAAAAUAUAAUGUAGAAAUUUCAACAACGUCAAGACCAUUAAGAGGAAGGUUUCGUGAAACUAACGAUCAAACUUCUACAAAACCAACUAGAGGUAGGGGUUCUUCUCAUUAUUCAUCUUCAUCUUAUGAUCAAGGAGACAAACACGAUUUAGAAAGGCCGAAAACGGUCCAUAGAAAUAGAGGAAAUAGUGCAGGCAGAAAUGGAGCUUCAACUGCUAAAAUCAAAGAAGAGCCAAACCAACAAUGGCAGAAGCAUAUUGAAGAAUCAAGUCGAUCUACUCCAACUAUCCUUGGUUCAAGAUCAACACCGGCUAGUGGUUCAAUGUACAACGACGGAGGUCAAACUCAUACAAAUAACUUAAGUUCUUCGGAUAAAACUUCAUCAAACACCUAUAAUUCUGUGAAUAUCCCACAAGUUCCAUAUUAUGAUGAAAUAAGUGAUAUUCAACCAUUUAAUCAACAAGUGCCUACUUCUCUGUCAUUAAAAGAGAGAGAAGAAGCUAAAAAACAGAGAACUCAGUCUGUUAGUAGUCUUGAACAAAAUUUAGGAAUUCCAAUAACAUCCAAUGGCGCAUCAGGAAUUCUUUCCCAGAGUACAGCCGAUGACAGUUAUAGUGAUCCUUUACUAAAAAGUACGGAAGAGCCAGUAUUUGAAUUUACAACGAGAUCACAACCAGCUAGAAGUAGACCAUCAACGUUUGAAAGUUAUGAACUAGAUAGUACACAUAGUGACGAAUCCAGAGAUUUUGAUGACUUCUUUUUAACUUCUUCCGAACAUGAAGAGGAACCGAAGAAUUUUAGACUUCCGUCCCAAAUACACUCUGUUAAUCCUGCGCUCCCAGGGCUUAUUAAUAACUUACAAGACCAAUCAAUUCGAUCUAUUCUCAAUCCAGCGCUGAUUGUACCGACAACACAACAAUCUAUUGACGAAAUAACUUCCUCUCAGCGAUUAAAAUUGCCGCAUACUGAAACCACCAUUAAUAAUCAAAAUUCAUUCGCAAAGCCUCCACUAAGUUAUCAGAAUCCUCAAACUCCUCGCGUAACAGAAAAUUAUGAAAUUAAUGCACAACAACAAAAACAUACAGCUAUAAUUGAUACCAGGAGAAAUCCUAUUCAAUUAGAAUCCCUUAAACCGGAAAUCGACCGACCUUCAGCACUACCUACUAAUGAACAACAAAACUUUAAUAGUCUGCAACCAAGUGAGAGUUUUUCAAUGGCUCCACAAAGUUUGUCUUCGCCAACUUUGCAAUCUAUAGAUUCAUCAACUCACUUGCCAACGAUCGAAACAACUACCCUUGCAAAACGAGGAAGAGGCAGAUUCCGUUCAAGAGGUCCGUCGGUAUCUACAACAACAACUGCACCUAUAAGAAGAAAUUUACACAGAACUCGAAGGCCGUUAAAAGUUGAAUCAAGAAGUGAGAAUUUAGAUCAUCAUCAAACUGCUAGUUCUACUUACUCACCUGUAAAAUUACUUGAUCGCGCACCUAAUAAUGCCAGACAUCACACAAUUAAUAAUUUCGGUGGACUCGGUCAAAACCAUAAACCCCAAGAGAAAUCCGAAUAUUAUCAGAAAGUUCAUGUAAUUCCAGAAUACGAACUUAUGCCAAACAGCUCUUCAAAUCACUUAGAACGCCAAGGAGCACGUAUUAAUAAUUUUUAUAAACAACCUACACUAAAAGAAUAUGUUUCUGGUACUACAAUCUCUGCACCUAAUAGUUUUAUGUCAUCCAACGGAGCAAUGUCAACAUUGCCUCUGUACCAGGAAAACUUCAAAGCUGAUUUACCUCUAAAUCAACCUAUUAUGUUUAAUAGAGAUUUGCUAAUACAGGACAUGUCGCACCUAACUGCGCCCUCUGCAAAUGCAGCUGAAGAGACACAGAGUCACUCGUCCAAUGUGCAAUUCGUCCAUCCUGAUGAUUACAGUAAUGGCACCCUUAUUAACUUCAUUCCAAGGAGUAAUUCACAGGAUUAUGAAAAGUCCGAAGGCGAUCACAUAAAAGCUGAAAAAGUUAACCUAGAAAAUAAUUCUCAGUAUUUAAAUUACAAUACGGCUCCUUCAGCAGAAGCGGCGAUAUCGGAAACUACUGAAGCGACCACGGGACGAAAUCCUGAACGAGGAAGAGUUCGUGGAAGAGCAGGUACUAAACACGUGUUAUCUACAGUACCCAUAACCGAACGUUCUAAAGCUACGACAUUAGAAAAACCGAAGGAAGAAAAUGAAGAAUUUUAUGGAUUCUUCAGAUCUCCAAAUUUCAAGCCAGUUACAUCUCCACCAACAACUUCUACAAGUCACGCGAAUACAUUGUCUAUAACAGGAGGUGAUUUUACAGGCAUACCACAAUCACAUUUCGAUAGUUCUCAAGGUAGAGACAACAGUGACUCAUACUCUUCUACUCCACAAAGUUCAGAGACUGUUAGACCCAGAUAUUCGUCUGUCAUAAGAAACCCGACCGGUCCUAAUAAGGAAUUGGAGAGCGCAGUUACAACCAAACAACCUGAAUCAACACAAAGAUCCCGGAAACGUGGUAGAACAAGAAAACCGUAUGUUAAUGCGUCAAGUAACACAAGGAUAAAUCAACAAACCGAAACCACUUACACUAGAAGAUAUACUACAACAGAACGACCGACAAUCCGAACUACACAAAGAUUGAGGACAAGAGGGCGUGCUCACUUUCAAUCACCACAAUCAUUGAAAGGAAAGAGAGAAGACGACUUAGAAACAGCUAAUUAUCCUGCAUCAUUUUUAGCAUCUCAAGGUAUAGGUAUGAAACAGUCUGCAUCCGAAUCAAUUGCCCAAACUGAAAACCCAAAUUUCCGAAUAACAGUUGAAUCUGGAUUUGAUGCAGACGGAGAUCUUGCCGAGUAUGAUCAACUUACGAAUCCAUCAUACAUAAGUGCUAGUAUAGUAAUGCCCGAUGGAAGUAAACAUCUAAUAAAUCAGAUAGAUAAUGAAGGCUUGAAAAAAAAGUCGAUGGGACUACUAGACAAUUUUUCAACUACAAUCGAGCCUCGUGUUGUUGACCGUACUGAUGAAAAAAUUCAAAAUAAUGCAGAUUCUACCAACAGUAAUGAAUCGAAUGAAGGAUCGGUUGGUAUGAAAAAACGCGGAUUUUGGAAAUUGGUGAAACAAAAGUCUUCUUCUGAUCCUCUUGAGGCGGCAGAAUCUCAACAUGUGGGCUCAUUUUCUGCAAACAGCUUCAACGUAGCGGAAGGGAAACCCCCCAAAAAAGAUCAAGGAAUGGGUACUGAUAUUGAGAAUAUUCCGCAGUUAACAAAAGAAGUUGAAAAAGUUGUAGAUUUAUUAUAUCAAAACGUUAACGAUUCUCUGCAUGACGUAUCUCAAGUAACAAAUGAACAUAACUUAAAUGCGAAUUCUGACAUUGUUCCUGAAUUUGAUAAUACUGUUCCAGAAAAUUCUAAAGUAACUUUAAGAACAUUGACAACCACAGAAGGUGAAAGCCAAAAUUAUGGAAAAAGUAGAAUUAUCGAUAACGCUAGUAUAGAAAAAAAAUAUGAACCAAGUACUGAAAUCCCACCAAGGACAACAAAUUCCUUUGAAAAGUCAAUGAGGACACUUCAAUCCACUGAAAUUUCCCAUGAAACGGAGAUAUGCUACAGAGGAAAGUGUAUCAGGACUUCAAACCCAACUUUGUGAUUUAAUUAAGAAUUGGAAUAUUUGCAGUGAUCAGUAAUCUAGAUGUUAGGUUAAACUUAACAUAUUGUGCAGCGGUAACUAUUAUGUAUCAUUAUACUUUGCACUUUUUUGUACAUAAUGUAAUUUAUUGUGAUGAAAAUAAAUUUUUUUUUAUCUA